AUGAGUAUCCCCAAGUCUGAGCCUAUUCUGGUCGUCGGAGCUGGUGCUUUCGGCCUCUCUACGGUGCACCAUCUUCUCAAGGCGGGAUAUAAAGACAUUACUGUUCUUGAAAAAGACGAAGAGAUUCCAUCUCGUUGGUCCGCCGCCAAUGAUCUCAACAAGAUUGUGAGAGCCGAAUAUGAGGAUCCUCUUUACCAAGAUAUGACUUUGAAAGCGAUUGAGGCUUGGCAGACUCCUCUCUUUGCCCCUCACUUCCACCAAGUUGGCUUCAUCCACUGCGUUUCCAGAACCGCACCCAAAGAAGCACAUGAUACACUCAAUCGCUUUCGCACAGCCGCGGAGUGCGACCCUCGUCUCAAGCCUCACGUCUCCCCGCUCAACACCCAGAAGGACAUUACGGAUGCAGCAUGGCAGUUUAAAGGUAGCCCAUUUCCCGGCUGGACUGGAUACCUCAACAAGUUUGACGGGUAUGCGCACUCUGGCAACGCUUUGCGAUCUAUGUUCCAGGCUACAAAGGCACAAGGUGCGAAGUUCAUCCUUGGUGCUGCCGGUACCGUCUCUCAGAUUGUCUAUGAAGAGACAGCACUGGGACGCAAAGCCAGAGGUGUCAAAACUACAGGUGGUCUUUUCUAUCCGUCCAAGCUCGUCAUUGUCUCCGUCGGAGCAGCAGGCGCAAAGCUCGUUCCGGAGAUUGGCAAACAACUUGUCGCCAAAUCAUGGUCAGUUGCUCAUCUCCAUCUAACCGACGAUGAGACGUCUGCUUUACGCGGAAUCCCUGUGACAUAUGCGCGCGACCUUGGCUUCUUUUUUGAACCCGACCCCAAGACAAAUUUGCUCAAACUUUGUCCUAUGGGUGGUGGCUUCAUCAACACCGAUUCCAAGUCUGGAGUAUCGCAUGCACCUAUAUAUCUCAAAGAUAGCGCUUUCCUUCCCGAGGGUGAUGACAAACAGCUUCGUGAGCUUGUGCGACAGACUCUCCCUCAAUUCGCUGAUCGGCCAUUUGUCAAAAAGUCCCUUUGUUGGUUUGCUGACACGGUCAAUUCGGACUUUAUCAUUGACUACGUUCCCGACACCUCGUCUUCAGUUUUGCUUCUUUCCGGCGACAGUGGUCAUGGCUUCAAGAUGUUCCCCAUUUUUGGCGAGUGGGUUAAGAAACUUUUAGAAUCAGAGGCUGGAGAGCAGGUUGUCGAACGAUGGAGGUGGAAGACCCCAGUUUCCGAUGACGGCAAGGGUGAUUGGGGCGGUGCUGUGAGCUGGAGGCUGGGGAAUUCCAAGGAACUUGUUGAUGUACAACCUGUUGGUCACAUCAAGCUUUGA
Fusarium sp. VM40 is the source of this 1317-nucleotide messenger RNA. NCBI's taxonomy places the organism in Eukaryota, Fungi, Ascomycota, Sordariomycetes, Hypocreales, Nectriaceae. The record is from the annotation of a GenBank genome assembly.